AUGACUGAAUAUGCAGAGGAAAUUUUGAUGCGUGCAGGUAUGCAAGAUUGCAAACCCGUUUCAACACCGGUGGACUUGAAAUCAAAACUAGCGGAGGGUGUGGGCAAGCCAGUUGAUGAGCCUACACAGUAUAGAAGCCUAGCUGGAGCUCUCCAGUAUCUAACUUUCACAAGACCGGACAUAGCGUAUGCUGUUCAACAAAUUUGUUUAUUCAUGCAUGAUCCAAGAGAUCUUCAUUUACAAGCAUUGCGUAGAAUAUUGCGUUAUGUACAAGGAACAAAGGACAAAGGACUUCAACUACUCAAGAAACAAAAGCUACAACUAACGGCAUACUCAGAUGCUGACUGGGCUGGUUGUCCAUCAACUCGUCGCUCUACAUCAGGCUUCUGUGUCUUCCUCGGCGAUAACCUUCUGUUUUGGUCAGCAAAGAGACAACCAACGGUGUCUCGAUCUAGUGCAGAGGCCGAAUACAAAGGCGUCGCCAAUACAGUCGCUGAACCUUGUUGGCUACGUAACCUUCUUCUAGAAAUGCAUUGUCCUCUUCAACGCGCAACGAUCGUCUAUUGUGAUAACAUUAGCGCUGUCUACUUAUCCUCAAAUCCGGUUCAACAUCAACGCACAAAACACAUUGAGAUUGACAUCCACUUUGUCAGAGAAAAAGUUAAAAUGGGACAUGUCAAAGUGUUUCACAUCCCCGCAGCAUCGCAGUACGCAAACAUCUUCACCAAAGGCCUGCCUACGUCUCUGUUUCAAAGUUUCCGAUCCAGCCUUGGCGUCUCGCAACUCGCCGCUGCGACUGAGGGAGGGUGUUAG
Molecule: messenger RNA, 813 nt
Organism: Brassica oleracea var. oleracea
Lineage: Eukaryota; Viridiplantae; Streptophyta; Magnoliopsida; Brassicales; Brassicaceae
Exons: 1
Coding region: 1-813 (270 amino acids)
Source: RefSeq, a predicted model, not a curated record